This is a messenger RNA of Phymastichus coffea, 4095 nucleotides long. RefSeq lists its product as uncharacterized. Gene Ontology annotation, molecular function: 3',5'-cyclic-AMP phosphodiesterase activity. The transcript is spliced from 14 exons. NCBI's taxonomy places the organism in Eukaryota, Metazoa, Arthropoda, Insecta, Hymenoptera, Eulophidae. The record is from RefSeq and is a predicted model, not a curated record. Bases 652 to 3861 code for a protein of 1069 amino acids.
AAGAGUAAACGAGUAAGAGCGCAGGUGCGUAUUCGCGGGUAGUGUGUGUGACGCCGACGGGCACAGUCCCCACGCCAUGGCUUUUUCAUUUGAUCUAUCCGGUUCUAUCAUUGUCGGUGUCUGCGCAUUCAAAAGCAGAGUUCUCCAAUCCAAAGUUACAGUGUUUACCCAUAGUGUACACAAAUAAGCAACUUUAACUCUAAAACUCAAAGAAGAUAUGGGACAACAAAAUGUGCUAAGAAAUAGUAGCUCAAGUGUAGUGAGUUAAUGAACUUAUAGUGUAUAACAAAUCUGUGUAGUGACUGGCGAACUAAUUGGAGGUUAUGUCAACUUGAUAAGCGUACACAAUAAAGGGCCGAGUACAACGAUCAAAGAGCAAUAAUCAGCAGCAAUAAGAGAGAAAGAUUUCUCCUCAUUGUUAUAUCUGGGUCAUUAACCGCCAAGCUUCGUUCGUCGUCGUCAUCGCUUCGUCUGCAAACAACGGAUAAGAGAAAAAGAAAGAGAGAGAGAGAGAGAGAGAGAGAGAGAGAGAGUAAGCGAGUGAAAGAUAAGAAGAGAAAUCAUCGACGACGACGAUGCCUCGCCUAACUGAAUUAUGUACAAAGUGAUGCUGCUUUUUAUUUAGAUAGCGACGACAACGACGACGAAAUUAUGAUGGCUCUGCCAACGCUUCCACUCGACAUUGCCGUGCCAGCUUCGGUCCUUUGCCGGCGAGGCGGUGUCACCAUGACUGGAAUAAUCAUUCGUAACUUUCUUAAAGAGAGUCUUAGGCGAAAUUCCGGGGCGAUGCUGGAUCAUAGCGAGCAAAAUGCCCUCAUGCUACGAGUGUCCGAAGAGACACAAGCAAGCAGCAAGGCCGACGACGACGAUGAUGACGAUGAUGACGAGGAGGAGGAGGAGGAGGAGGAGGAGGAAGACGUCGAGAUUUUAAGUCCUGACAACCAGUUAAGCGAGCUGGAAAGGUUUUUACUAUCGCAGCUCGACGUUACUCAAUAUCGACCGAAGCACGUCGGACGUUUUCUCACUAUGCACAAACGUCGUCGCAAGCGUCUCGUCACGCGGUCGCUCGCCCAACAACCCGCUUUGCUCGACGAUGUGUUGCACGGUCAGGUCCAGUGUGUGCUCGAAAGGGUGGAUAACUGGCAGUUCAACGCGUUCACCCUGGAGACGGUGACCGGAGGUCGAUCUCUGCCAGUGUUAUGCGUGCACCUGUUCCACGAGUACGGUUUGCUGAGCCACUUCGACCUCGACGUCGUGACGGUUUGGAAGCUAUUCACUCUGAUCGAUGAGGGUUACCACAGCACAAAUCCAUACCACAACAGUAUACACGCUGUGGACGUGACGCAGGCGAUGCACUGCUUCCUACAGGAGCAGCAGAUCAGGGGAAAUCUCAAUUAUCUCGAGAUCAUGGCGUCUUUGAUCGCCGCUGUCACCCAUGAUCUCGAUCAUCCCGGCGUCAAUCAACAUUUCCUCGUCGCCACCAGUAAUCAUUUGGCUGCUCUCUACAAGAACACGUCGGUAUUAGAGAAUCACCAUUGGCGAUCAGCAGUAUGUUGCCUCCUGGAGAGCGGAGUAGCAGAACAGCUACCAAAGGAAAUCAAACCCGAGCUUCAACGUCACAUCAGCUCGCUAAUUCUUGCUACUGACAUCACUCGGCAACAGGAGUUUCUAACUCGAUUCAAGAGAUACCUGGACAACCGUGACUUGGACAUGGAGGUUCCAGAUCAUCGUCACUUCAUUUUACAAAUAGCAUUGAAAUGCGCGGACAUUUCAAAUCCAUGCAGACCGUGGGAGAUAUCGCGUAAAUGGUCGUACAAAGUCUGCGAGGAGUUCUUCCGGCAAGGCGAUUACGAGAGGCAAUUGAAAUUGAAGCUGACGCCGAUGUGCAAUCGUCAUGACACCACUAUACCCAAGAUUCAAGUUAACUUCUUCAAAUUCGUCGUGCUGCCGUUAUACGAGGAGUGGCAUCGAUUCUUAGACAACGACUUCAGUAGGUCGUUAAUGCAAAAUUUUAGAUCUAACGAGAAGCAGUGGGAACUGCUUGUAGAGCAAGAAGACGCGGCUGAUCCAACUGCUGCUGCUGCUGGUUCUGUUGCACAGCCUGACUCUACGGCUUCGGAUAAUGCUACAGAAAAUGUCGAAGCUUCCGAGCUGACGGAGGAUUCGGGCAGUUUGGAAUUGGAAGUGACGUCGGCGAGUUUGUUGGUGCCAGCGCAGCGACAGACCCGCGACAGACGUCACUCAGUGCCGCUGGGCGUGAGCCGUAGCCUGUCGCUGGCGCCGAAGCCGACCACAGGUCGCCGUGACAGCGCGCCGCGCUCCGGCGCAACACUGCUGCCGCCGCGCAUCUUCUACCCGCGUCCCAGUCAUUAUCAAUCCUCGCCAGCGAACAUCACCGGCUUGAAUUCACCCGAGCGACCGGUCAGCGCGGAGAACUUACUUCCCGAGCCAACCAUCGCCAGCAUUGCCAACAGUCGGGAAGCAUCCCAGCUCUGCAGUCUUGUUCAGCAACAACCUUGGGAGAGCACGCUGUUCGAUCAGCCGCCGGCACAGCGCCAAGGCACGCUCACCCGCCAGCAGACCUUCCCGCCUCUUCAGCCGUUCGUGCGAAUGCGCUACAUGUCGACGACGGCCGAGAUGUCGCAAUGCUGCACGGAGGUGCUCCUCGAGGCGGACAGCUCGUCGUCGCGCUCGUGCUCGCCAGUGCCGCCGGCCACAGACAGCCCGAUCGUCGACAGCUUGCCCCUGCCGCCGAGCGUCACGACGUCGGCGUCCACGGGCGAGUUGAGGAGACACUCGACCCCCGCGCAGUCGAAGUCGAGGUGCACCGCGAGCGCCACCGGCACGGGCAGGAGAUUCACCACGAUACCACUGACUCAGGAGCCCGGCCAGGAAAGGCAGCACAAAGUUUUCUUCAUCGGCAGUCCACCCGACUCGCCGCCCAGAUUGACCAGCGCCACGCCGUCGAGCGACAGUGGCAGUGGCAGCGUUCACGGCGAGCCGCGGAAGAGCGCGGACAACGUCAGUUUGCCGGGGAAUAAGAGGGAUUACAGCGAGACGAGAGGCGAGAAGAGCUCCAAGAUGCUCAAGCUGAUGAAGGAGAACGUCGACCCUCGGGCUGCCGAGGAUAUUAAGACUUCGAUCGCGAUUACCAACAGGCGCUCGAAGGGCUGGGCAAGAAGACGAGGUUCGGAACCAGUUGGUUUGCAAGUCCAUCUGGAAGACACUUGCGUACCAAAUCGACCAGUCGAGCCAAACUCCCGACGCGGCUCUGUACCAUCUGACAUCACUGCACAACCGAACGGAGGACCUAAUCGAAUCGGACUGAGCAUGCGAUCUGCUGACAAACAGUUGGGACCAAGUAGUAAACGUCGAUCCAGUUUACCCCAUGAAACAGCCAUCGGCAAUUUACUCAGCAAUUUCACUCAACUUGCAGCUGAUCGCGAGAACUAUCCGUUGAACAACAACAACAACAACAACAAUAACAAUACAGGCAGCAAUAACAACGGUUUCACUCGUUCAGCAAUGGUCGAGGGAAGCCUAGCAACGCAAGUGGGCACAAUUCUUAGUUCCCAUCGUGGUUCCCUACCAGCGGACAUAUCCGAAUUCCGACCGGACUUUGGACGCAAUAAUGGUGGCAAGUCACGCAUCAAUCGAAGCAGUAGCAAGAAAUUGCUUCGUCGUCGAAGUAGUGGUGGCCCAGAGAUGUUCGUUACGGAUGGUGGUAACGAUGAAAAUCAUCCACGAUCUACCGCGUCCAAUAACAGACAAUCAGUACCACCGCCAACGUCGAUCCACUCUAAAAGGCGUGGAUCAUUACCCAUCGACAUGCUCGGCGCAGUGCGUUACGUUCACAGAUAGAAUCGGCGCCCUAUUCUGUACAUACACGAGAGCUGAAUUCUCAUUUCGUUUGUUGGCUCAUUGCUAUUAUAAUAAUUAUUACUUUAUCAUUAUUAUCAUCAUCGUCAUCAUCAUCGCCAUCACCAUUAUUAUUUGUAUUAUUGCGUUCGUAUAACUUAUUGUUCUUUCGUGAUUUUUCGCGACGGUCAGUUAUGUAUAUAUUGUACAAUAAUAACGAAUAUGGUUUUAAUUUAA